Nerophis ophidion (straightnose pipefish) is the source of this 8107-nucleotide messenger RNA. It is a transcript of the gene disp1, whose product is annotated as dispatched homolog 1 (Drosophila). Gene Ontology annotation, cellular component: membrane. The coding region runs from base 1726 to 6615 and encodes 1629 amino acids. The transcript is spliced from 12 exons. The record is from RefSeq and is a predicted model, not a curated record. Lineage: Eukaryota; Metazoa; Chordata; Actinopteri; Syngnathiformes; Syngnathidae.
CAAAUCUUUGGGUGUCCCACAAUUCGAUUCAACAUCGAUUCUUGGGGUCGCGAUUUGAUAAUAUAUUGAUUUUUUUCGAUUCAACGCGAUUCUCGAUUCAAAAACGAUAUUUUUCCGAAUCAAAACAAUUCUGUAUUCAUUCAAUGCAUAGGAUUUCAGCAAGAUCUACCCCAGUCUGCUGACAUGCUGGCAGAGUAGUAGAUUUAAAAAAAAAAAAAAGGCCUUUAUAAUUGUAAAGGACAAUGUUUUAUGAACUGAUUGUAAUAACCAAAAAUAUGACUUAUUUUAUCUUUGUGAAAAUAUUGGACACAGUGUGUUGUCAAGCUUACAAGAUGUGAUGCAAGUGUAAGCCACUGUGACACUAUUGUACUAUUUUUUUCAUUUUUUAUAAAUGUCUAAUGAUAAUGUAAAUGAGGGAUUUUUAAUCACUGAUAUGCUGAAAUUAUAACUAAUAUUGAUACUGUUGGUGAUAAUAUUUAUUUUUGUUUCACUACUUUUGGUUUGUUCCGUGUCGUAUUUGUGUCUCCUCUCAAUUGAUCUGUUUAUUGCAGUUGUAAUUGUUGCUGGGUCAGGUUUGGUUUUGGAAUUGGAUUGCAUUGAUAUGCUAUUGCUGUGUAGUGGUUUGUUAGAUUGAAAAAAUAAAAAAUACAAUUAAAAAAAAAAUCGAUUUAAGAAAAAAAUGAGAAUCGUUUCUGAAUCGCACAACGUACUCGAUUCAAUUCGUAUUCGAAUAAAUUUUUUCCCAAACCCCUUGUGGAUGGUUGAUAUAUUGCAGAUGUUGGUAUACGAUAGCAAGAAACUUAACCUGACUUGUUUUUGUUUUUAAAAGAACCUUAAAAAUAUUGUGAUUUUUCAUUUAAUAUGUUGAUUACGAUUAUUAUUAGAAUAAACUACAGUGCAACAAUUUCAGGCAAACAAACAAAACACACGUCUACAAAUGUAUUUGAUCAUCCAUCCAUCCAUUUCCUACCGCUUAUUCCCUUUGGGGUCACAAGGGGCGGGGGGCCUAUCUCAGCUACAAUCGGGCGGAAGGCAGCGUACACCCUGGACAAGUCGCCACCAUAUCGCAGACGUAUUUGAACAAUUUACCAAUAAAUAAUUAUGUACAAAAAUGGAAGGCGAUAAAUUCAUAUCCACGAGGAUAAACUGUUGUGUCAUUUUACUACACACCAUAGUUGUAUUCAGGUUAACAGUGCACGAAAACCGAUUGCUAUUCUGGGGGACGCAGACGAGGGCAUACAAAAUCUGCAAACAAUAAGCAAGUACAAACUAUAAUUACCACAUUUAAAAAAAAUGUACAAAACAAAAAAGCAGAUUUUAGUCGAAAAAACAGAGAAGCUAACUGAAAUAUAUCGGUCCAAUACCGAUAUCGUUUUUGAUAUCAAUGUAUUUGCGUGUUUCCGCCCACCAACAUGCGAGUUUUUAUCAAUGAAGACUUCAUCAUCCGGCAACAACUUACAAGACGGAGAUACUUGUGUCGUCAAACAUAAAAUGAGCACGUUUGCUUUAUGAACCUUGAAACCCUUGGCCCAGACCCUUGGAGUUGUGACUUUCAAAAUAAGUGCUCCUAUCUGGAAAUCAAUCAAAGAGAGGACUAGUUCUUGCUGUCCUUCUUGGGUUUGCUGUGAGUCUGCGUUCGGACGCCGCGUGUUAUUCGAACACCGAACACACAACGUAACCACGCACGAGAAGUGAGUGUUCCAGGUAGGUCCACUGUUGAGGACAAUGGCCCUAAGCGACGCCAGCCAUGAAGGACGCACUCCUGUCAGCGCCGACACCAACGCACCUUCAACACGCAGCAAGAAGCAGGAAGUUGUCUCAGCGGCUUCCUGUGGAGAAGACCUUCCUGUCCACAAAACCAACGGACUAAUCCAAAAUGGUGGAGUUGGCCAACACAACGGCCCCCACAGGACAUGUCCGCUCGCUCCCCCCACCAAAGGACAGCAACUUCCUGUGACGGUGUCCUUAAGCACGACCUCCAAGUGUGUCUGUCCGUCACACAUCUGCUGCCAGCAGUGUAACUUGUGCUGCCCCCUCCUGGCGACUCAUGCACCUGGUACGCCCAGCUGCUCAUUUUGUACUUACUCCCGCCGUGAUCUGCACCACCAUCAACACGUGCAGUGUCCACCACGUCCCGCUGGACUCACCCCCACUCGGCCUUUUCGAUUCCCAAAAAGUUAUUCUGAGCUGAUAGCUGAUUGGCCGGUGGUGGUUCUGGGCGUGUGCACACUUUUGAUUGUCGUGUGCGCGCUGGUCGGAGUUCUGGUUCCUGACCUGCCCGAUUUCUCGGACCCUCUUCUGGGUUUCGAGCCUCGAGGGACUCCUAUUGGUCAACGCUUGGUCACAUGGAACAACAUGGUGAAGAACACGGGAUACAAAGCAACACUCGCCAACUAUCCCUUUAAAUAUGCUGACCAGCAGGCCAAAAGUUUUGCUUGCAGUCACCAAGAAGCAAAGUGGAGUGAAGAUCAUGUGGAGCGAGAGAGACGACAAGCUCAGUGGGACUUUAGGAAAGACUUCUUCUGUGACGUGCCUGGUUCCAGCUACUCCAGGCUAGUCUUCUCAUCAGCCGAGGGCAAGAACCUGUGGAGUAUCCAGGCCAUCAAAUCCAUGUGCAACCUGGACAACACUCGGGUUCGCUCUCACCGCGACUAUUGGAGCUUAUGUCAGCGCACCAACGACGCUUCCUGUUGUCCCAGUUGGACUCUGGGUAAUUACAUCGCCGUCCUCGCCAACAGGUCCUCCUGCCAGAUGAUCACCGAGCGCGACGUGUCGCACACACUCAAGAUCCUGCGCUCGUGCGCCAAGUACUACCACAACGGCACUCUGGCGCCGGACUGCUGGGACGUGGCGCUGAAACGCAAAGAUCAGCUUAAGUGUGGCAAUGUGCCUCGCAAGUGCACCAAGUACAAUGCUGUCUACCAAAUACUGCACUUCCUGGUCGAUAAGGACUUCCUGAGCCCGAAGAGCAUGGAAGCACCUGUGCUCAGGUACAGCAUGCUCUUCUCGCCCACGGAGAAAGGAGAGUCUAUGAUGGACAUUUAUCUGGACAACUUUGAGAAAUGGAACUCUUCAGACGGCAUCACUACAGUGACCGGCAUAGAGUUUGGCAUCAAACACGAGCUCUUCCAGGACUACCUUUUGACGGACACGGUGUACCCGGCAAUCGCCAUGGCGAUCGUCCUUCUGGUCAUGUGUCUGUACACGCGCUCCGUCUUCAUCACCCUGAUGACCAUCAUCGCCAUCAUCAGCUCCCUCAUAGUGUCCUACUUCCUUUACCGCCUGGUGUUCAACUUCCACUUCUUUCCCUUCAUGAACCUGACGGCGCUCAUCAUCCUGGUGGGGAUUGGAGCAGAUGACGCUUUUGUGCUUUGCGACGUGUGGAAUUACACUAAAGUGGACAAGCCCAACGCUGAGCUGGCAGAGACAGUCAGUGUGACUCUGCAGCACGCCGCCUCGUCCAUGUUUGUCACCAGCUUUACCACUGCCGCUGCCUUCUACGUCAACUAUGUCAGUAACAUCACUGCCAUCCGCUGCUUCGGCAUCUACGCAGGGACGGCUAUCUUAGUCAACUACAUCCUCAUGGUGACGUGGCUCCCGGCGGUGGUGGUGCUGCACGAGCGCUACCUGCCAAAUGUGCUGCCUUGCCCAAAGCCCUCGCGCCAGCGCGGGGGUUUUUGCAUCCAGAUGUUUCUGGCGGGACUUUGCCAGAAGGCCAACACUUUUCUGUUUAGAGUCUCUGAAGCCUCUAGAAUCUUCUUUGAGAAAGUUCUCCCCUGCCUUGUCAUCAAGCUGCGCUACCUGUGGCUCCUUUGGUUCUUCGGUCUCGCGGUGGGCGGCGCCUACGUGGUUUGCGUCAAUCCCAAGAUGAAGCUCCCGUCGUUGGAGCUGGCGGAGUUCCAAGUGUUUCGUUCCUCACACCCUUUCGAGCGCUACGAUGCUGAGUACAAAAAAGUUUUCAUGUUCGAAAGAGUGCAUCAUGGAGAGGACCUGCAUAUGCCAAUCACCAUUAUCUGGGGCAUCAACAAUGUGGAUAACGGGGACCCCCUCAAUCCCAAAAACAAAGGCAAGUUGAUGUUGGACAGCAGUUUCAACAUUGCCAGCCCAGAUUCUCAGCUGUGGAUCCUCAACUUCUGCCAGAAGCUUCGAAACCAGACUUUUAUUUUUCAGUCAGACGAGCAAGACUUCACCAGCUGCUUCAUGGAGACCUUCAAACAGUGGAUGGACAACCAAGACUGUGAGGAGGCUUCUGUGUUCCCGUGUUGCAGUCAGUCCGUGUUCCCCUACAAACAGGACGUGUUUGAGUUGUGCAUCAAGAGAGCCAUCAUGGAGUUGGACCGCAGCACCAACUACCACCUGGACAGCAAGACUCCUGGACCUCGCUUUGACAUCAACGACACCAUCAGGGCCAUCGUGCUGCAGUUCCACAGCACCUUCCUCUUCACGCUGGCCUACGACAACAUGCACCGCUUCUUCUACCAGGUGGACGCCUGGAUCAGCGAGGAGUUGCGUCACGCCCCGGCCGGCCUCAGUCACGGCUGGUUUGUCAGCAACUUGGACUUCUUCGACCUGCAGGACAGUCUGUCCGAUGGCACCUUGGUCGCCAUGGCACUGUCUGUGGGCGUGGCCUUUAGCGUGAUGCUGCUGACCACCUGGAAUGUCAUCAUCAGUCUGUACGCCAUCUUGUCCAUCGCCGGCACCAUCUUCGUCACCGUGGGCUCCUUGGUGCUCCUUGGCUGGGAGUUAAAUGUCUUGGAGUCGGUCACCAUUUCUGUGGCCGUGGGACUAGCAGUGGACUUCGCCGUCCAUUACGGUGUGGCCUACAGGCUGGCGCCGGAGUCAGAGCGCGAGGGAAAGGUGAUCUUCUCCCUGAGCCGAAUGGGCUCCGCCAUUGCCAUGGCCGCCCUCACCACCUUCAUCGCGGGCGCCAUGAUGAUGCCCUCCACCGUCCUGGCGUACACGCAGCUGGGCACCUUCAUGAUGCUCAUCAUGUGCAUCAGCUGGGCCUUCGCCACCUUCUUCUUUCAGUCUUUGUGUCGCUGCCUGGGACCUCAGGGCGCCUGGGGGCAGAUCCCGCUGCCCCCCAAGUGCCGGCCUUUCAACCGGGGCACCGAGGCGGGUGCCCGAGGGAAGUAUCGUCCGGACGUCGGUCUCGCGGCUGCACAAAAUUAUGAGCUGGCGCCGCUGGCGUCCAGUCGGAACGCUGAAGAGGAUGAAGAACUUUGGAAUAGAUUACGUUCCCAGCAGCAAAGUACUCCCGCUUGUGAUAGAUUACUUUCACAGCAACCAAGUAGCCACACUUGUAAUAGAUUACUGUCACAGCAGCAAAGUAUUCCAGCUUGUAACAGAUUACUUUCACAGCAGCCAAGUAGUCACACUUGUAAUAGAUUAAUUUCCCAGCAGCAAAGUAAUCCCAUUUAUGAUAGAUUGCUUUCACAGCAGCCAAGUAGUCACACUUGUGAUAGAUUACUUUCCCAGCAGCAAAGUUGUCUCACUUGUAAUAGAUUAUUUUCCCAGCAGCAAAAUAAUCCCAUUUAUGAUAGAUUGCUUUCACAGCAGCCAAGUAGUCACACUUGUAAUAGAAUACUUUCCCAGCAGCAAAGUACUCCCACUUGUAAUAGAUCUUCACAGCAGCAAUAUAUUCACACUUGUAAUAGAUCACUCUCAGAGCAGCAAUGUAGUCACACUUGUAAUAGAUUACUCCCAGAGCAGCAAAGUAGUCCCACUUGUAAUAGUUUACUCUCAGAGCAGAAUUGUAGUCACACUUGUAAUGAAUUAGUGUCAGAGCAGCAAAGUAGUCAGACUUUUAAUAGAUUACACUUAGAGCAGCAAAGUAGUCAGACUUGUAAUAGAUUACACUUAGAGCAGCAAAGUAGUCAGACGUAUAAUAGAUUACUGUCAGAGCAGCAAAAUAGUCAUACUUGUAAUAGAUUACUCUCAGAGCAGCAAAGUAGUCAGACUUGUAAUGGAUUACACUUAGAUCAGCAUAGUAGUCAGACUUGUAAUAAAUUACUGUCACAGCAGCAAAGUACUCCCACUCAGGUGAAGGAGAGCACCUGCUGGUCGGGUCCUGAACACCAGACCCGGCACACACACGAGGCAAACUGCUCAUGUGGGGAACGUCCUCCUCAGUGGACGCUCCUGGACUCAAACCCUCAACUGGUGCCAGAGGCAGGACAGCAUUGGACGAAGGAGAACUUUCGCACGGAAGAGCUCCUCCCACAUCCUCACGUGCACGGCUGUAGCCUGCCAGAAGGAGAGAUGCACCCCGAACAAGCACUCGCUGCAAACAUGGCAGCUGCCUCAGAACUUUUGAGCAACCACAAAGUCCAACCUUGUCAUGGUUUACGGUCCGAUCAGAUGCUCGAAAAUCCAAGGACUCCAACGAUGACUCGCGCACCUCAUUGUCACGGUAACACACACACACCAGCACAGGAGGACACACGCUGGGAAAGUGCCAAAGAAAGUAAAAGUGAAAGUGUGGACAAGCAAAACUUGCCAAAGACACGUUCCUGUUUGAAAGUGAACUCUGUUUCAGACUUGAAUUUGCCAAAGAGUGAAAGGAGUUUUUCUCCAGUUGUAAUAAAUAGUCGCUCUUCUCAGAGCUUAUGCUAAUACACAUCAUUCAUAGUAGUUCAUCACAAUAUUUAAUCAUAGUACACACUUAUUUCAUAAUAAUACACAUCAUAGUAUUUCAUCAUAAUACACAGUACUUCAUCUUAAUACACACAAUUUUUCAUCAUAAUACACAUAAGUAUUUCAUCCUAAUACACACAAUAUUUCAUCCUAAUACACACAAUAUUUCAUCAUAAUACACAAUGGUAUUUCAUCAUAAUACAUAUCAUGCAUAGUAUUUAAUCAAAAUAUACAUAUUUCAUCAUAAUACUUUAACAUAAUAUACAUAAUUCAUAGUAUUUCAUCUUAUUACAUCUUAUCUUAUUCAUAAUAUUUCAUCAUAAUACACAUCAUUCAUAGUGUGUCAUAAUACACCUUCAAAGUAUUUAAUCAUAAUAUACACAAUAUUUCAUCAAAAUACACAUCAUCCAUGGUAUUUCAUAAUACACAAAUUUCAUCAUAAUACACAUCCUUCAUAGUAUUUCAUCAUGAUAGACAUCAUAGUAUUUCAACAUAAUACACACAUUUCAUCAUAAUACACAUCCUUUGUAGUAUUUAAUCAUAAUAAUUAUUCAUAGUAUUUCAUCAUAAAACACAUAUUUCAUAGUAUUUCAUCAUAAUACACACCAUUCAUAAUACUUCAACAUAAUACACAUAAUUCAUAGUAUGUCAUCUGAUUACACAUUCAUAAUUCAUCAUAAUACACAUUCAUAGUGUUUAAUCAUAAUACACAUUAUUCAUAGUAUUUCAUCAUAAUACACCUCAUUCAUAGUAUUUCAUCAUAAUAUACACACCAUUUCAUCAUAAUACACAUCCUUCAUAGGGUGUCAUAAUAGACAUCAUUCACAAUACUUCAUCAUAAUACACUUCAUUCAUAGUAUUUCACCAUGAUACACAUCAUAAUAAAAUAAUUAAUACAUGAACUUACCGACUUCCGGUUGAGUGCAAAGUAAGCGUCACAAUAAAAACAUUCAAACAUGCACAUAACUUCCUGUUGAGUGCAAAGUGUCACAAUAAAAAACAUUAAGACAUGCACACACUGACUUCCUGUUUUGUGCAAAGUAGGCGUCACAAUAAAAUCGAUAACACAUGCACACGCUGACUUCCUGUUCAGUGCAAAGUAAGCAUCACGAUUAAAGCAAUUCACAUGUGCACACUGACUUCCCUGUUCACUGCAAAGUAGGUGUCAUAAUAAAAGCAUUAAAACCCAAAUAUACUGACUUCUUGCUGAAUACAAAGUAAGCGUCAUAAUAAAUGGCAUUAAAACAUGCACACACUGACUUCCAGUUCAGUGCAAAGUAGGUGUCAUAAUAAAGCAUUAAAACACCAAUAUACUGACUUCCUGUUUGGUGCAACGUAAGCCUCAUGAGCAUUCAAAUAUGCACAUUCUAACUUCCUGUUGAGUGCAAAGUAAGCGUCACAAUUAAAGCAUGCACACACUGACUUCCUGUUGGGUGCAAAGUAUGUGUCACAAUAAAAGUUUUAAAACAUA